GAUAUUAAAGAGCUGCGCAGGCGCACGCACCACAGACGCACGCCACACGUCACAAUGAUCCACCACGUUGCUUUCGUUUGCACUCUGAUCUUCGCCAGCCAGUGCAUGGCAAACCCAGUGGCGAGUCCCGAUCCUUUUGGACACACCCACAGAACUAACAUCCGUAUCCAUGUACCAUACGAAGUUCACACUUUGCACCAUCAUCAUAUUGAGAAAGUGCCAAUAAUCAAAGAAGUGCCAGUCAUUAAAGAAGUGCCAGUCUUGAAGGAAGUACCGAUAAUCAAGACCGUACCAAUUUAUAACACGGUACACGUACCAGUUGUAAACACGGUGGCAGUUGAGAAGCCGGUAUUCGUACCAGUUCACUACAAGGAACAUUUAUGGCAUUAGAAAUUAUAUUCACAUAUCGCAUUGAAUCAAAAAAACUGUUUUGUAUGAAAUUGUGAAUGAAAAAUAAGAUAAAAUUAAAUCACGGCUAAACUCACGUGUAAGUACUAUUUAAAUCUAAUUUUGACUAAAAAUACGUCUGUUAGAUGUGGAAAUUAAUAUCUAUUUUCUGGUUUGCCCAAAGUCGUUGCAUUAAUUUAGUAAUAACCAUUCCGCGGAGAUGCCUAAUAUUGAAAUUUGACUACAUAUACGCUACUAUACGUGAUUUUAAUCGAUAUUUAAUUAGUAUAUAAAAAUAUCAGUUUUAAGAAACAAGUUGUGUUUAUUCAAAGCGAUCUCUCGAUAUAAAAUCUUUAUAAGAUGGAGAUCAAAUAUGUAACAAAGUUGUUAUGUUUCUAAUUCCAUUUCAUACAUUUAAACAAAGUUUAGCGAUCUGUAUUAUACUACUUAAGUCUUUAGUGAAUUCUGUAAGAUCAAAAUGUAAUCGUAAGUCAACUCAGCGCAAUGUAAAAUAAAUCUUAACACGGUCUACUUAGGUCUAAAUUUACUCUGACUUAAUCAAACUAGUCCAUAUAAUUUUAUACGUAUAAAUAUUGUACACGAUUGUA
Papilio xuthus (Asian swallowtail) is the source of this 995-nucleotide messenger RNA. RefSeq lists its product as uncharacterized. The record is from RefSeq and is a predicted model, not a curated record. The transcript is spliced from 3 exons. NCBI's taxonomy places the organism in Eukaryota, Metazoa, Arthropoda, Insecta, Lepidoptera, Papilionidae. Bases 55 to 390 code for a protein of 111 amino acids.